Messenger RNA from Scomber japonicus (chub mackerel), 2846 nucleotides. It is a transcript of the gene cars1, whose product is annotated as cysteinyl-tRNA synthetase 1. Gene Ontology annotation, molecular function: cysteine-tRNA ligase activity; ATP binding. Gene Ontology annotation, biological process: cysteinyl-tRNA aminoacylation. NCBI's taxonomy places the organism in Eukaryota, Metazoa, Chordata, Actinopteri, Scombriformes, Scombridae. Bases 58 to 2526 code for a protein of 822 amino acids. Gene Ontology annotation, cellular component: cytoplasm. The record is from RefSeq and is a predicted model, not a curated record. The transcript is spliced from 23 exons.
CUUCCGGACACGUUAUUGUUGCAUCAGCAUCCAGCAGCGGCUCUGUGUGUUAAUGCAAUGUCGACCUCAGCAGAGACAGCCUUUGAGUUUGGCUUCUUGCUACAGAUAAGUGAGGAAGUCGCGUUGGCAGCGGCCCUGAACGACUACCUAGCCUCACGCAGCUACCUGGCUGGCUUCAGCCCCUCUCAGGUCGACCAGAAAGCCUUUAAGCUCCUCCGCAGGCCCCCAGACCCGCAACAUGUCCACGCUCUGCGCUGGUACAGACACAUAGCCGCCCUGCAGCCGGACCUCGACACCACAGACAGCAGCAUGAAGGGAAAGCGAGUCCAGCCGCCUUGGUCUCCACCAGCAGGAACAAAUGUUCCCCAACUAAAACUCUACAACAGCCUGACCAGAUCUAAGGAGGUUUUUGUCCCUCAGAAUGGGAACAAAGUGACGUGGUACUGCUGCGGACCGACGGUGUACGAUGCCUCACACAUGGGACACGCCAGGUCGUACAUCUCCUUCGAUAUUCUGCGGAGAAUACUGAGGGAUUACUUCAAGUAUGACGUCCUGUACUGCAUGAACAUCACAGACAUAGACGACAAAAUUAUUAAGCGUGCACGGCAGAACUACCUGCUGGAUCAGUACAAAGAGAAACAACCACAAGCUGCUCAGAUCCUGCAGGAUGUGCUGAGUGCCAGAGGGCCCUUCCAGACGUCGCUGGCUUCCACCACAGAUCCCGAUAAGAAGCAGAUGUUGGAGCGUCUGGAUGCUGCCGUCACCGCCGCUCUGCAGCCGCUGCAGGCCGCCAUGGACGGCAAGGCAGCAGACGACGUGGUUCAACCUCUGGCCCAGACGCUGUUGACGAACUCCAAAGAUCUUCUGUCCGACUGGUUGGACAAACAGUUUGGGAGUCAAGUUACGGAGAACUCCAUCUUCUCCAUCCUGCCAAAGUAUUGGGAGGGAGAAUACCACAAAGACAUGGAGGCUCUGAACGUUCUUCCUCCUGAAGUCCUCACUCGAGUCAGUGAGUACGUACCUGAGAUCGUAGACUUUGUGAAGAAAGUCAUCUCCAACGGUUACGGGUACGAAUCAAACGGUUCGGUUUACUUCGACACCUCAAAGUUCGACUCCAGUCCGCAGCACUCGUACGCCAAGCUGGUGCCCGAGGCCGUCGGAGACCAGAAAGCUUUACAGGAAGGAGAAGGGGAUCUGAGCAUCUCUGCUGACAGACUGAAUGAGAAAAAGUCCCAGAAUGACUUCGCCUUGUGGAAAGCCUCCAAACCCGGAGAGCCUUCGUGGGAUUCUCCGUGGGGGAAGGGGCGACCCGGCUGGCAUAUUGAGUGUUCAGCGAUGGCCGGCUCUAUUUUGGGAGAGUCCAUGGACAUCCACGGAGGAGGGUUUGAUCUCCGGUUCCCUCAUCACGACAACGAGCUGGCUCAGUCCGAGGCUUUCUUUGAGAACGACUUCUGGGUUCGUUACUUCCUGCAUACGGGUCACCUGACCAUCGCUGGAUGCAAGAUGUCCAAGAGUCUGAAGAACUUCAUCACUAUUAAAGACGCGCUGGCCAAGAACACCGCUCGUCAGCUCCGUCUGGCGUUCCUGAUGCAUUCCUGGAAAGACACUCUGGAUUAUUCCUCCAACACGAUGGAGUCGGCCGUCCAGUACGAGAAGUUCAUGAACGAGUUUUUCCUGAAUGUGAAAGACAUCCUUCGCUCUCCGACUGAUAUCACCGGUCAGUUUGAGAAGUGGGAAGCAGCAGAGAUGGAGCUGAACAACGGUUUCUACGACAGGAAGUCAGCCGUCCACGAGGCUCUGUGUGACAACAUGGACACUCGCACCGUCAUGGAGGAGAUGAGAACGCUGGUUGGUCAGAGCAACAGUUACAUCGCCAGCAGGAAGAGCGCCAAGCUGAGACCUAACCGCAUGCUGAUGGAAAGCAUCGCUGCAUACCUCACCAACAUGCUCAAGAUAUUUGGAGCCAUCGAAGGAUCCGACCCGAUCGGUUUCCCAGUCGGAGGACAAAGUCAGAACAUCGAUCUGGAGAGCACAGUGAUGCCGUUCCUCUCUGUGCUGUCUGACUUCAGAGAAGGAGUCCGCAGAAUCGCCAGAGAGAAGAAAGUGACGGAGCUGCUGCAGCUGUGUGACGUAGUCCGUGAUGAAACGUUACCAGAGCUCGGUGUUAGACUGGAGGAUCAUGAAGGUCUUCCUACGGUGGUGAAACUGGUGGACAAGGAAACAUUACUGAAGGAGAAAGAAGAGAAGAAGAAAAUGGAAGAAGAGAAGAGGAUGAAGAAGGAAGAAGCUGCGAGGAAGAAACAAGAACAGGAGAUGGCUAAACUUGCUAAGAUGAAGAUGCCUGCAAGUGAAAUGUUUCGCUCAGAAACCGACAAAUAUUCCAAAUUUGAUGAAACGGGUUUCCCGACUCACGACGCCGAGGGCAAAGAGAUCAGCAAAGGACAAACCAAGAAGCUGCGGAAGCUCUACGAGACUCAGGAGAAGCUUCACAACGAUUAUCUGCAGAUGAACCAGAACGGAAACUGAUUUUUAUAAAAACACAAACCCAACAGAAUAAAUGUUAAGGCCAGAGACGCUGGCUCAUCGUUUGUCUCCUUCUUCAUCCUGCAACGGGACCAAAGUCCGUCUGUCUGGUGCUUUUUAUUUUAAUUAUUUGGGGGAAGAAACUUGUUUUUUUCUUUCUUUUUUUAAAUAUCUCAUCAUCAUGUCUCCACAUCAGCAUAAAUAAUAAGGUGAUAAAUGAAGGGACCGUCUCAUAAUGUUUUAUAAAUAUAAAUAUAUAUAUAUAUAAAAAGUGAAACUCUGUAACACUGCCAGUCAUUUAAAAAAGGAUUAAAAACUCUACU